Messenger RNA from Pseudophryne corroboree (corroboree frog), 12580 nucleotides. RefSeq names its product dual specificity phosphatase 9 (gene DUSP9). NCBI's taxonomy places the organism in Eukaryota, Metazoa, Chordata, Amphibia, Anura, Myobatrachidae. Gene Ontology annotation, biological process: protein dephosphorylation; negative regulation of MAPK cascade. Gene Ontology annotation, molecular function: protein tyrosine/threonine phosphatase activity; MAP kinase tyrosine/serine/threonine phosphatase activity; MAP kinase tyrosine phosphatase activity. The coding region runs from base 797 to 1894 and encodes 365 amino acids. The transcript has 4 exons. The record is from RefSeq and is a predicted model, not a curated record. Gene Ontology annotation, cellular component: cytoplasm; cytosol.
GAUAAAGCUUUAACCGUACUCCAUGCAGUGACACUUUUUCUUUCCUGGACCGACGCGAAACAGGAAAGCAGGUUGUGUGUGUGUGUGUGUGUGUGUGUGUGUGUGUGUGUGUCUGCUAUCUCAUUUUCCACACUGGAACACACCUGGAUGCCUUCUCGCCAAAGACGUACGGUAAAGAGGAGGGCGGCUUCUGUAACUGAAUUGCAACUUGGAAUGUCUUGUAGCUUUGGAUAGACACCUGUAAUCCGCUCACCUUGAGAGAGAGAUCUUCCUGCAUUGAUACCACGCGGACCUGCCUUCUAUCACUGAGCGCACACACAGCUACAGGGCAGAAAGAGAAAGCAAAGCCACAUUUUCUGAAUGAAGAGGAAGGCACGGUUUGUAGAACAGGAACAGUCACAUACUGUACGCGAGCUCGCAACCGGGACAUUGACGUUACUGAUCUGGAUUAACAAUCUGCCUAACGCCAUUUAAGUAUUUCCUGAAAGCAACACACAGUAAUUAAAUAACAUCCAGUUAAAUCACACUGGAUCACUAUGCUUGCCAAGAGGCUCAGACCAAAUAGUCAUUCUGCAUUGUGAGACUACCUGCCGUCUGCUACAGGCUGGGAACAGGAGGAUACGGAGUUGGAUGAAGAGGGAAAUGCCCUGAAACAAGAAAGAAAAACGUUGCAAUAGUGUCGGUAACACAACCAUACUUUGAGGACAAACUCCAAAAUUGUUCGAAGAGAUUUCAUUUGGUGCACAGACUCUGCUGCCCCUUCCCUCCCAUGGUUUUCCCUGUGUGAGCUGGGCAGAUGGAGUCUCUGGGUAAAUCGACCAUAUGGCUGCGGGAUGAGCUGGACUCUCCUGCGCAGAAUGUUCGCAUCCUGGACUGUCGUAGCCGGGAGCUUUAUGACUCUUCGCACGUGGAGAAAGCUCUACAUGUAGCGCUGCCAGGGCUUAUGCUCCGCAGGCUACGCAAGGGCAACCUCUCUGCCCAUUCCUUGCUCCCGGGGUCACCACCAGCAGUGAGAGAGGUGGCAUUGUUGUAUGAUGAGUGCACUGCCAGCCUCCCAGGGCGCCAAACAGAGGAACAGGAACCCAUCCUUGUGACUCUUCUUCAUAAGCUUCGGAAGGAAGGGUGCCAAGCCUUCUACUUGCAAGGUGGCUUCAGCAAGUUUCAGGCUGAAUUUCCUCACCAUUGUGAAACCAACCUUGACUCCACCAGUUGUGCCAGUAGCUCACCGCUGCCCCCAACUCCGGUGCUAGGACUUGGAGGCCUGUGCAUUGCCUCUGACUGCUCUGAUGUUGAGUCUGACCUUGACCGGGAGCCGCUGAGUGGGGUGGACUCCGAAGGCAUGAGUCCCCGCAACCAGCCCCCAUCAUUCCCUGUGCAAAUUCUGCCCCACUUAUACCUGGGAAGUGCAAGGGAUUCUGGGAACAUGGACACUCUGGCCAAGCUAGGUAUUCGUUACAUCCUUAAUGUCACCCCAAAUCUACCCAAUAUCUUUGAGAAAGACGGCGAAUUCCACUACAAGCAGAUUCCUAUAUCUGACCACUGGAGUCAAAACCUUUCUCAGUUUUUCCCAGAAGCCAUUGAGUUUAUUGAUGAGGCAGCUUCCCACAAUUGUGGGGUACUGGUGCAUUGUCUGGCGGGCAUCAGUCGAUCCGUCACUGUCACUGUUGCCUACCUCAUGCAGAAGCUCAACCUGUCCCUUAACGAUGCCUACGAUUUUGUCAAGCGCAAAAAGACCAACAUCUCCCCCAAUUUCAACUUCAUGGGACAGUUGUUGGAUUUUGAAAAAAGUUUGGGCCUUAGUAGCCCCGACGACAAUCGACCACCUGGACACUCUUUCUUUACAAGUCCAUCCAGCGAUGAUGUCUUCGAACUAGACUCUUUAGACUCAACGUAGGACAAUUCUUUUGGAUCUACAUUAUGAGUAUUUUCAUAUAUUAUCUUUUCAUUCCUUUUGUGAGCCUAACCAGCUCAGAUAGAGGGGAGCAGCUAUAGAUAGGCUGCAGGAUAAAAAAGUCCACUCCUACGGGGCUGUGGAGAUAAAUAUGGAGACCAUCACGCUACGUUAAACUGAAGGGAAGCGUACAGUGUUGAGCAGGUAUUUCCAAGACCUAUUCCCCCUACGGCAGUUCCAGUCUGGUGUGAAUUAAAAUGAGUUACCCAGUUCUUCAAAGAGGAUGAUGAGAUGAUCACAAGUGAGAACCAAAACAUUUACACCGACAGAAGACCUUACAGAAGACUCUUGUUGAGAAUUAGCAGAAGACCAGCAGCAGUUUACAUUGAGCAAAGCAUUGUAGCCUUCGCCUGGUAAGGCAGCCAGUAAGCUAUUAGCACGAUGCUUUCCCUUCCAGCAUCAAAUGGGUUAGUAUUGUCCUAAUGAUCUGAUUAUUAUUUUAUCUUUAAUUGCUGAAUUUUAAAGGAGAGGCAUCAGAUGCUCUAAAUGAAACAUAGUCAACUGGGAAUAAACUAAAAUCAGGAACAUACUCCUUUUUUUAAAUGGAUCACGACAAGGACUGACUCAUCUGUUUUGCUUGGACUGGAAUGAUAAAUCCUGUGAGCGGAAUCUAGAAGUUUACAAAGGGAAGAAGGAGCAGGUGGUGAAAUACACAAGUUCCAUCUGGAGUCCACAUACAGUGAUCGAGAUCCACUUCACCACUGCACAGGACGAUUACUGGCCAUUCUGGUUGGACAUCGAGUACAAAAAGCCAUGAAUUUUGUACAGUGUUUUAUUUUCUAAUGUUUUACUAGCUUUGCAUUUGAAAUUUGAUUGUUUAUCUCCUUGGCAAAUUACUACAAGUGACUUUUCUAUGAUAUCACUUUUCUCAGGCCCAAGGCUAUAAUAAUGUACACAAAAAAAGAAAAAAGAAAAAACUCAGGAUUACGUCUGGCAUUUAAAGACCCACUCAUGGGCACAGCUCCUGUGGGCAGAAGUGCAGUUGUCAAGUUUUAGUGUUAACGUACAGCUCUUAGAAAAGUAUUGCUUCAAUUACGCAGCCCUGCGGUGCAGGAUGGGAAUUACUGUAUUACUGCCUAGUGUCAUGGAUUUUAUUAACGUCUAACUUAGUAAACUUAGAACAGACAUACAGCCAUAUCUGGUCUAGAAAAGACAAACAUAUAUGUAAAUGGCUUCGAGGUAGGAUAACGAAGUAUUAACUCACGGGGUAGGUAUAGAGUUCCAGACAAUUAGGAUUUUUUUGUUUUUUUUACUCAUUUUAUUUUUAUUUUUAAAAGAAUAUUUAAAACACGUCGUCACUGCAGAUGACCAAAAAAAAUGUCGGUUUUUCUCAGCGGCCUUAAAACAGGGGUGAAAAACUCCAGCGGCUCCUGAAAUGUGAAAUCUGACUGGUAUGUACAGUAUUAGGGUCUGUUCCAUAUAAAAGUGUAUUAAUGUAUUCCCACUAGUUCCUAAAAAUGCUCUUUAAGCCGUAUGUACUUUUAUUUAUAUCCCACAGCACCCCCACCCCCAAGGUCUUAAAGGCUUGUGGGAAACAGGGUUAUGUGGAAAAUAUUUUGUUAUUCACCAAAAAAGCCUGAAAUUUAGCACUUCUUAAGGAAACUUUGCUCUUAAAAAUAUGGUAGCAUGUGGUUUACUUCCAUCUGGUUAAAACACUAAUAUGGAAGAUGGAACGAUCAAUAGAUGUUUUUGCUACUUUUUGUUUUAUCAUUGUGGGCGACAGGAACGUACAGUUAAUGAAAAUUACCCCUUCACUCUCUCUGUGAAGCUUAUUUAUUAAGCUUACUUAUUACAGCGAUAAAAACUGACUUAUUGCUGUAAUUAAACAUUAUUAGUGAUACUCGGCUGCCACGGUAUAAGCUAUCCAGAGGAAUAAAGAGACCCCCCUGCUUCGGUCUCCUGAACGUAUGUGGUUGUCCGCUGCACACAUAGCUAUAUCUAGAAGCCCAGUUUGAGCUUCUAGUUCCACUACCAGUACCAAAGAAAAAGAAAAUGAAUAAAAGUGCUUAAAAAAACCCAAAGGUUUCAUAUAUAAAGAAUAAGAUAUAUAGUGGUAGAUAUAAAAGGUUAAAUUAUAUCUAUUUUUUUUAACCAGAGAUUUUUGGAAGAUGUGGGGCCCAUUUAUUUCAAAUAGACCUGCACUUAAAAGUAUUAUUUACGUAAUGAUGAAAUUCAUUUAUUGUCUCGCCAAGUACCGCUUUGGGAUACUUAGACACCCACCAUGCAAACUUUUAUAUAUAUAUAUAUAUAUAUAUAUGUCAAAUUUAAUAAAAUAAAAAAAAGCGAUGUUGCUAACAAAAACACCAACAAUAAUGUAUUUCGCCCCCCUUGUCCCACGUAGUGUUCUCUUGUAUCACGUCCCAGUCCAAUGCGAUAUAUUCAUCUAUUACGGAUUCUUGAAAACUGCAAUAAAUAAUGUACAGGUGCUGCAGUGUUUUUUAAUAUCAAGAUGACUAGUUUAAUCUGUGUAACAAACGUACGGUAAAUAUUACAGUUUUAGCACCUUUUCUUAAGACCUAAAGAUGUCACUUUUGAUACUGAGUGAUGCUGAGGAUUAGUCACUGACUAAGAUCUCUGUAAUCUCAGCUUCAUCGACACAAGGUACAUUCAUUCCUAGAUUUUUUUAUUCUGCAUCUCGAGUCAAAAGUGAGGGUUCACAUGUUUUAACCAGAAUGAUUUACGUCUAUGUUAAAAAAUUUAUACUUUAACUUUUAAUAAUCCCUCGCCCAAAGUACAGUGUUUUAAUGCAUCGGAUGUCUUCUAUUCAGAAAUUGCUAUUUUAGCUUCCGUUCAAACUGCUACUGAGAUCAGAGUUUCAUAAUAACAAUGAUUGCAUUUUGUGGGCGAGGUAAUGAGGUUCUAGCUGUGUUGUGAUAGGUAUCUGACCCUUGCGGGAAAAUCCGUCAGGUAUUAUUAGCAGUAUUAAAACAAACACUUUACGGAGAUGUUCAGACUAUUUAUAUGAUUUCUCGUUUAGCUCUGUAGGGUUAUAGUCUUCUGUGCCGGGGUAAGUCUGAAUCACAAUGAUAGCUGAAAUUUUCAGAACUUCUUACGCAGAAGCAAAGUGGGCUGGAUUUGUGUGUUUUUCCUUUCCUAUACAUUCUGUACUCAUGAGACUUCCCUUUUUCUUCAGGGAUAAACACAAAAAGAUGCUUGGUGCUAAUACCUCGUGAGCAAGCUAUGUAAAGCUGCCUACGGGAGAAGCAGCUGGUCCUGAGAUUUAUGCCUGCAGCCCUGAGCGUUUAUUCCUGCAACUUGUUGAUCAUUAUAGUGAUGCAGAAACUUACAGGAGACUGCAGGCGCUUGAAUUGAAAAGGAAAAUCGUUGGGGAUAAGGGGUAUACGUGGCAUAAACACAGUCUCACCUGCGCCUGAUCCCGAUAGAAUCUAAGCCUUAAUUAGGCUCCUCUGCAGAGCAGUCACUUUAGAUCGGGUUCCGUUGCAUAACUUGGGCGGAGUCAAGUUCUGCAGAAGCAUGAUCGGAACACCAACUCUCAGUGCGCUGAGUGUCAAGCGUCUGGUUUUUCCUUUAUUGCUCUUCUCCGUGAUGUCACAUUGAGAUCAUACAUACCUCAGUUUCUUUCUAGGUCACUAAGCUAUACAAUAGUGAAAUUGCGAUCCAAAUUCAUUCCGUAGUUUUUGCAUGAUGCUGCAACGAACAAACAGACAGACAAAACUUUUUGUUUGUCAUUUCCGUAGUUCAUAAACAGUUUCUAGAAUAUAUAUAUAUAUAUAUAUAUAUAUAUGUGUAUGUAUAAUAUAUAUAUAUAUAUAUAUAAAAUUUUAUAUAUAUAUAUAUAUAUUUACACACACACAAACACGGACACAUGUCUAUGUUGUAACCAGUUUGUAUUUAGAGUUGGUUAACCCAUUGACAGUUGGUUUAGGAGAUUGGUUGCUAUAGGCAACUUCUGCGCUCUUUUCUCUGCUUGAUACAUCAGGGCCUGUAGCCUAUUGGCAUAUGUAAUAGGCUCAGACGUCUUUUUAAAGCGACAAUCGUUUACAAGGCAUGGUUUUGCCUUGUAAAUGAUUGGCGCUUUCAAAAAUUUCUGAGAUCGGCCCCUAUGUGUUAAGACUGCAUUGUGAUAUAUAGCUUUCUGGACCAUAUUUUAGACCAAUUGUACAUAGUCAGAAGUGUUCCGAUAGACCUAUGGCAACGAUGGCUGCUUGUGCCUGUUGCCUACGCAAAGUGGAGGCGUUCAUUGUGUGGACACAGUCUGAUAUAUUCACAAGUCACUCCACUAGUGCGCAAGCAGCUGCAUGCCUCAGUGACGUCACUAGUUCUUAGUGAAUUGGCGGGGAGCAGUCCCAUCAGUACUGGCUCAAGCAGUAGUGUGGCACAUAUGCACUUUUUAAAAAGAACCCUAAAUGCAUACAGUUACAUAAAAAGUUAUUGAGCAACGAAAGAGGAAAGACGACUUUACUAUACGCAAUUGCACAUCUUGCAAGUUUUUUUCUUUCAAGGAUGUGGCCGCCCUUUCAAGACAUUUAAUGCACAGAAGUACUUCUGGCACGUGGACGUUGCAGCCACAGAAUGUUUAAUUGAAUUUCACAUAAUGGAAAAAAAAUAUUAGCCCAUUACACAGCCUUAAUGUUCUAAUCCCACACCCAAAAAGUGAGACAGUCAGUGCCGACAUGUAGCUGUUACUGUGUCACCUGGCAGCAGAUGUCUCCAUGAGUCAAGUCUUUUUCUGUUAGACCUUCACUUAUUUAAACCUUGGUUUAUUGUUGGCAAGAAGCAAAGAAAAACAUUUGAAGUGGAUUCUUGCUCCGCCCAACAUACCUUCACAAAUGAGUCUUUGUAAACAGGAUAGAAAGUUUGCCUCAUACGCCUAAUCUAUUUUCUUAAGGCUGCUGUAGUUGACCGGUUGUUGAAUGCUGUCAGUGUUCCCGAUAAUUACUUGAUAGACAACCAUUGUCACAUUUGUGCAGGAAUGUGGAGGAUGGAUUUCAAAGACUAGUCAAUGAGGGCAGCUAAGACGUUUGACUUCAGGAUUGUCACCUGAAUGCCUAAGGAUUUUCAAAGAUUCAUUUUUAGCUUGUAGAGCCUUGCCUCUAAUGUUGGCCACACAAAAGACAGUAGGCUCUAUACAGGUGUGGCCUUCAAACAUUGUGCCUAAUAAUGUGCCUAUGAAUGAUUCUAUGAAAAUCAACAGGGUCAUCUUCAGACAUGUUGUGCGGUUGAGUGUGGUUUAGGGCUGUACGGAUGGUGUAAUGGUUAGCAUCACUGCCUCACAGCACUGAGGUCAUGGGUUUAAUUCCCACUACAGCCCUAACUGUGUGGCGUUUGUAUAUUUGCCCCGUGUUUGCAUGGGUUUCCCUCCAGGUACUGCGGUUUCCUCCCUCAAUCCAAAAAUAUACUGGUAGGUUAAUUGGCUCCCAACAAAAAAUGAACUCUAGUGUGCAAGUGUUUAGGCCAGACUAAAUGGGCCUAGAGGUUCUUAUCUGCCGUCAAAUUCUUAUGUUUUGUGUUGCUUUGACUUGGCAUUUGAGCUAUGUAGUAGCUAGGUUAAGACAACCCAUUUGCAGUACAUUGGACAAGCAGUUGGUCGUUUUUGAUCAGGCUGACCAAUAAUUGCUGUUUGUACAAGACCACCAGAAAUCCCACUUAACACCUGGUAGAGAUUGAAGGUGUCAAUUGGUUUGUGGAAAAUGUGGGCGAUGACAGUGUGUAGUCAUUAGUUUACCGUGCUCAUUCUGUCCCAUAAUUUCAACCAUUUGGACCAGGCACCCAAUAGUUGGUCCUGUGCAAUUGACAUGUAUGGUCAAAUUGGAUAUAGAUUUUAUUGCUUACUUUCUGGGCUGAGUGGCUAUAUCUGGCAGUCUAAGGACAACUUUAGUCACUCUCGUGUCGGGUUAACCCUGACAUUCAUUUUAGAGGUGCCAGGAAAAUAUAAAAUAAACAUGCACUGAAUUAGUUUGCCUUCAAAGAAAAACAAAUUAUGGUACUCUUGCAACUUGGGUUAUCCUAUAUUCUUAUAUAGGCUUCUUCUCAGCCUUGUUCAAACAAAUGUACCAGCUGAUUUGCUCAUUGUGGAGGUCAUAUUUGUCCACUGAGCAGUGUAAAGUCAUUGCCGUUUCCCUCGAUUUGCACAGGUGGGUCUAGAUUUCCACCACAUGUACAGUCAAAAAUUGGGCAGACUAAAGACAUUCUUAGCAAAGUGCAAAGUAAGCAUACCAGUGCACUUAGUUUUGUGUAGCAGAUCAAGAUUACUGAAAUCCAAUAAGAGGGUAGAGACCCUAGACUUUCAGUGGAACCCAUUUUACACCUCCAUGUUGCACUGUCAUAGAGGAGGACAUAUACUGUGUGGAGCAAUGCUAUGUAAUGAAGCCAUAAACCGAGCAGUAUUUUAAGAGUAAAAUGGAAUCAUUUACUCAGUGAAAGGGGAGGUGCUAAACAGUAGGAGGUGGGAUUUCAGAUGCGGCUCUGCAGAUCUUUCUGCCGUUGUGCACAAUGGGGAAUGCUGUCAUGUUUUCAGAAGACGUCUGCCAAAAGAAUGGGCGUGUGAUUGGAAAUGCAUCCAUGCCCAUCCAGGCAUACUGACGCAGAGCCUAGGUGUUGUUGGGUGCGCAUUCUGGGGCAUGCAUCUAUGUGUGAUGCAAUGUGGUACACAUGUCUGUUGCCUCGCACUUGCAGAUGAAAGGACGUAGUCGCUUGGCAGCAGGGCGAUUGUACGUAGGCUAAGUAGUCUGAAGUCAUGUCAUGAGCGUUUAGUCAGAAAUGCAGGUUACCCUCUGUGAUUUCAGACGGAUCCCUUGCACCAAGCAUAGACUGGAGAAAGUCUGUCCUGAUAGUGAUAACUGCGACUUCUGCAAGCGGCUGGAUAGGGACUGUGCGAGUGCAGAUGCGUGCCGCUCAGAUCUCACCAUUUAUUUACCAGCAUACACUGAGGUCAACUUACCCAAAAACUGUGUACCAGCACCUCGGUGCUUUGUGAAUGAACGGCAACAUUUUUCACAUGGAAUGAGUAACAAGCACCUGUAAAAAAAUUCUACGGGCUCUGGAAUCAUUCAUCUACAGUAUGACGCUCAUACCAAUAGCAAUUUAUUCUGGUCAGAGCAAAUGCUGGAAACAUGGCCUGCAGAAGUAUUUGCUGUGUCUCUCUGUCCUGCAGCUUAUGUGUGAACACCAGGGAAGCGCAGGUCGCAGUGUCUAUUCCACUACCUUCAGUAUGCUCAGCACAGACUCCUUGUGCCUCAUUCCUCGUGGACAUCCGAAGAAGCCUCCAUAAUGAUCUGCUAGUAGUAGCCCUUAAGGAAAGAGGCUCCCUUGAGUGUCGUGCUCAGCCCUGAUGCAGAACUGCCACCUCUAGGCAAGUUUAAUUUAGCAUGCAAAAGAGGAUGGACAGAGGUGAUAGAAACAGGUGCACUGCAUUUUUUAAGAAAUGAAUAUCAAGAUGACGUACAUAGAGUAUACAGCUUUAGGGAGUAACGCACAAAGGCAACAUCAGGAAAUCGUUACGCCAAAAAUGAUUGGCCAACAUAAACUUAUGUGAUGGGAAGUUAUACAGUAGCCAGAAUCAAACAUGUUUGGGGAAAAACGUACAUAAAUAUUUGGGGGGAGAUUUACUAAGCAGUGAAAAGAGUGGAGAAGCAAGCCUGUGGACAGCGGUACUGUAUAAUUGUAUAGUAUGCAAAUUAUAAAUGUUACUUCAAUGCUGAUUGGUUGACAUGGGCAACUUCUCCACUGACUUCUCCACUCUUUUCACUGCUUAGUACAUCUCCCCCUAUUGUUUGUGUCUACAAUCAAUAUCACUAACUUAAAAUGUCAAUUAGUGUUUGUAGGUUCAUUAUAUCUAUGCAAAUGACUUACACAGUAGCUGAGUCUCAUUCUUUAAUAUCUCGUACCCGAAAGUAACCCAGGCUCAUAAAUGUUUCGGCCAAGAAAAUAGUAGAGUGUCACUUUAUAUACAUCCAGCUAAUUACAUGGUCAUUUGUUUUAUAAACUUGAUGGUUAGCUGUUUCCUUUUCAUGAACAUAACAUUCAAAGUGAAUUGUACACGCCCAAUGGGACUGAAGGAUAACCCCAGAUUCUGGAGCUUUUCGUGCAAAUUAAGACUAUUAAUAUUUAUCCUUAUGCCAGCUCCAGUAAACUCCAUAGUGCGUAGCUCCAGUAAUCCUAACCCUAAAAAAAACAAUUAAAAAAAAUUGACAACCAUUUUUGUGACAGCCAUUCCAAUGUCAACAUUCUGUACCUGUUGACCUAUAUCCAUGUCAACCUUUUGUGUGUCAACAUUUUUGUACCUGUUGACUUUUUGUCCACGUCGGUCAUUGUUGACCUUUUCACUGUCGAUCUAACAACCGGAACCCUUUGUAUAUGGGGUGUAUUUAGUACUUACCUGUCUUGAAGCUGUAGAAACUUUUGGGGGUUUGAGUGAAGGGAACCCUCUAUCUCUGUUUCUCCCCCCUCCACCUUCACUGCAUCAUUUUACCAGCACCAUCAGAUUUGAACCUGGUAGUUCAAUGAUCUGUUCAGUUCUGAAGAUUGGCAAGAGCUCUGGCACAUGGAAUUGCUGCUUAAGCACCGAUAUAGGGUUUGUAGAAAAUGACUGUAGAUAGAACAAGAUUCAAGCGUGCAUAGGAGGCUUUGGGGACCACAAUAGUAGAGUUAGCCUUUACUGAUCUCAAUUCCAAAUGUUGCAUAAUCUACACUGAGCUGGUUGAACAUAACAAGGCUGUAGAAAAGUUGCUAUGGGUUCCCCAUAAUAUGCUUAGUAAAGAUUUCUACUUCUUAUUAACUCUUCUCCAGGAGAAGCCAGAAGAGGAGGUUGUAGCCGGCCACUGACGGGGCGGGGCUAGGGUGAUUUUUGCCAUUAAGCCCCGCCCCCACAUGACAUAAUCCCGAGUCAUAUUGGUCCCACCGCCUCCCCACAGACCCUCGAUUCCCGGUAUUAUUCUCCUCUUCCUGCCCACUUCACUUGGAAAUGGGUGGGAUGCAGAAGAUCCACCCACUCUCUUGGGGAUCCGGGGGACUACCCGAAAAUCUGGAGUCUCCUGGAUGUUUCCUAGAGAGUAUGAUGUAUACGUGUGUGUGCUGGAUAACCAGGCCUGUGUAACAUUGGGCACAUUCAGUAUAGAACUAAUGGGUGCUUUGAGAAAGUAGAGUAUGAGUGUGUUUGAUUAAAUCGUAACAACAAAGAAUUAUAAGUUACAGGUAAUAAUGCAGCUGCAGGGUCACAGGGCCCAAUUUAGAGAUGCGCCAUGGGGCAAAUGAUGUACUGCCUUUACUGCAGAUGUGCCUUCUGGAGUGUGAUAAAUUGGGGAAGACCACACAAACAAGGGGGCUGCUGUGUCCUUUGUUACCUAGCUGUAUGCAAUAGAUACCAUAUUUACCAACUUUAGUUGAUUCCUUGACCGAGAGAAGCCCGGAGAGGAGAUGCAGGUGGGCGGGGCUGUGCUGGUCGCAUCAUUAAGUAAAAUUGGAACGAUCGGCACAUAUCUGCAUAGGGGAGGGGCCAAAAUGCUGCAUUAUUAUAGAAAUGCAUCACUAGGCCCAGGGGCGUUUUAAGAGAGGAGGAGGCCCGUGUGCAGCCUUCUGCUUCAGGGGCCCCCUCCUCUCUGACUGAUGCACAGGAUUUAAUACUUACCUCUCCGGAGUCCCCCGGCGGUGCCAUCCUUAUCCGCGGCAGCGGCAAUAGAGUCUGAGAACAGACUCUAUUGCGCAUUCGCAAACCUCCGGGAACACGGCGCAGUGGCCAUUUUCCCCGAAGCUUUUGCUAAUGCGCAUGCGUGAAACUCCGGAAAAAUAGCCGCCGUGCCAUCUUUCCGGAGUUUUCAGCAGGCGCAAUAGAGUUUGUUCCCCCUAGUGUUCAAACUCUAUUGCGCUGCCGAAGAGGGAUGGCUUCGACGGGGGACUUCAGAGAGGUAAGUAUUAAGCAAAUGGGUGCAGUGUGUGCGGGGUGGGCCCCCCUGAACCUGGGGGCCCGUGUGCCUCGUACACACUGCACCCAUUAUAGAAACGCCAAUGACUAGGCCCCACCCCCGCAAUCCAUGGAUUGCCUAUAUUAAUCUCCCCAUUCUGCCUGCCUCACUAGGAAAUGGGAGGGGUGCUCACUCUUCCGGGAGUGCGGGGGACUACCUGAAAAACCAGGAGUCUCCCGCAGGCUCCUGGGAGAGUUUUGAAAAUAUGCCCUGAACCACCCAUGGAUUGCAGAAGCCGUCUCAAGUAAUAGCGAUGUCAUACACAACUGUAUACAUCGCCAUCGCACACUAUGGUGUGCCAUGGGCGUUUACUAGACUACUCGCACCCACGCAGUAGCAAAAAACUCAACUGUGCAAACAUCAAUACUGUGUUCUCUACGAGCAAGCAAAGGAAUAGGGUUAAUAUUAUUGUGCCAUGUUUUUCUUAAUUUACCAUAUGCUUCCUGAAACACAAAGUAUUAAAGUCCCAACCAGGUGGUUCGGUAGGAAGGAGCUGGCUGCAUUUUUUUAACUCACAACCCGUUAUUCCAAAUACUUUUACAUUGACUCGGAUUAGGUUAGAAAUUGAGGAAGUUCUGUCUUUCACCUGUCAAAAUAACUCUCUAAAUAGGAGAGGAGAAAAAUGCGUUAUGCAAGUAUGGGGAUAUGCCUUUUUCAUUAAUGACUUGUAUAUUAAUUUUUUGUUGUACGAUUUAUAAAUAAAAUAAAA